This is a messenger RNA of Talaromyces proteolyticus, 1732 nucleotides long. RefSeq names its product putative proteasome regulatory particle subunit Rpt3. The record is from RefSeq and is a predicted model, not a curated record. Gene Ontology annotation, molecular function: ATP hydrolysis activity; ATP binding; proteasome-activating activity. Gene Ontology annotation, cellular component: proteasome regulatory particle, base subcomplex. Gene Ontology annotation, biological process: proteasome-mediated ubiquitin-dependent protein catabolic process. Bases 133 to 1401 code for a protein of 422 amino acids. NCBI's taxonomy places the organism in Eukaryota, Fungi, Ascomycota, Eurotiomycetes, Eurotiales, Trichocomaceae. The transcript has 6 exons.
AAGAAGCUUCCAGCACGCUCCCCAUCUGCCAACCCCGUCAUCCCGUCUUCUUUCUGAAUCAAAAUUUGCUGAUAGGAAUCCUGGAAACCAUUGAAUAUACUCUACGAUUCGAUAUUUCAAUCGUCGUUCAUCAUGGCCGAUGUUGCCGUUGAAAAUCCAGCAAACAGCGUAGCGCCGCACAGGCGACCAACUCCUGCAGACUCAGUGCCCAUCAUCGACUCGCUUGAGGGAACUGGAAACGAUGGCGGCGAUGAAUACGUUACCCUAAAGCGCUUCCAGAGAUACAUGGAAUACCUGCAACUUCAAGAAGAGUACAUCAAAGAUGAGCAGAGGAGUUUGAAAAGAGAGCUGGUUCGAGCUCAAGAGGAAAUCAAAAGAAUACAGAGUGUUCCGUUGGUUAUCGGGCAAUUCAUGGAAGCUAUAGAUCAAAACACGGGUAUUGUACAGUCAUCUACUGGGUCGAAUUAUGUUGUACGGAUUCUUUCCACCCUCGAUCGGGAGAAACUGAAACCUUCGUCGUCCGUUGCACUCCAUCGUCACUCCAACUCCCUCGUCGAUAUUCUUCCUCCGGAAGCAGACUCAUCUAUUGCUAUGCUUGGUGCACACGAGAAGCCUGACGUUACCUAUGCCGAUGUGGGUGGGUUGGAUAUGCAGAAGCAGGAGAUUCGGGAAGCUGUGGAAUUACCUUUAACCCAGCAAGAUCUUUACAAACAAAUCGGUAUCGACCCCCCACGUGGUGUUUUGUUGUACGGACCUCCAGGUACUGGAAAGACGAUGUUAGUGAAGGCUGUGGCUAAUAGUACAACUGCCAACUUCAUCCGUGUGGUCGGUUCGGAGUUCGUGCAAAAAUAUCUGGGAGAGGGCCCUCGUAUGGUCCGAGACGUCUUUCGCAUGGCCCGUGAAAAUUCACCGGCCAUCAUCUUCAUCGAUGAAAUCGACGCUAUCGCGACUAAACGAUUUGAUGCCCAAACAGGCGCCGACCGUGAAGUGCAGCGUAUCCUGCUGGAACUUCUCAACCAGAUGGAUGGUUUCGACCAGGGAAGCAACGUGAAGGUGAUCAUGGCGACGAACCGAGCAGAUACAUUAGACCCUGCUUUGCUACGACCUGGUCGUCUCGACCGAAAGAUCGAGUUCCCCUCGCUUCGUGAUCGUCGUGAGCGUCGGCUCAUUUUCACAACCAUCGCCUCCAAGAUGUCUCUGUCACCAGAAGUGGACUUGGAUUCACUCAUUGUGCGGAAUGAGCCCCUCUCCGGUGCCGUCAUUGCAGCCAUCAUGCAAGAAGCCGGUCUGCGUGCAGUCCGCAAGAAUCGCUACAACAUCAUCCAAUCUGACUUGGAGGAUGCUUACUCGAGUCAAGUCAAGACUAGCCAGGAAGCCGACAAGUUUGAUUUCUACCGGUAAAGGUAGAGACCGAUUGACUGUUUUGAUUUGUAAUGUAUCGCAACAUGAGCACAUCAAGGGUGUGCGAGAUUAUGUAUACUAAGAAAUACAUUACUUAUUGCCAAUCAAAUCACAUAAUAUAACCUUUACCAAAACCUACAUCAGGUGUUCUCCGUCAUCUAGUGCGAAUAGAAUAGGACCUACUUAAUGCUAGAAGAACAUAGCGUACACUUGCUAAUUUCACAUUCAUUGAUAUCUCAAUACGUCAUACUAACUCUGGAUGUCGCAACUGCAAUAUCGUUAAUAUGUUCUAGUAGGGUGACUAAGGUUUGGGUAUAGCACUACAAGAGUG